ACAACAAUCAGUGUGCGCGUGAACCAAGCAACUGUGAGGAUAAACUUCCUCAUCGAGAAACAAUUGACAAGUGUUUUUUUUUUAUUGUAUUUUUUACAAAGUUGACGAGUAGAACAACGUGCACGAGGCAAUAUGGGCAAAAAGACCAAAGAAAAGAAAGUUCAAAUAGCCGAAGCUUUCAUCCAGUUACAAAUUGAAGUUAAAAUGAAAGAGAUUGAAGAAUUUGAAAAUGAAAUAAAGGAACUGGAAGCCAAGAAGCAACGCCUUGUUGAACUGAGAGAUCAGUUGCAAAAGGAGCAAAGGAAACACUUCUGUGGGCUAAAUCAGGAAGUAAGGAAGCAUGAGAAAGUGCUCAAUGAGGAAGAAAUAGCUAGUGAAAAACAAAUAAAACAGGCACUUCGACACAACCGAGAGCUCAUGCAUACCAACCAAGAAGAGCUGACAGAGUUGAGCAGGCACCUGGAGAACGUACAGGUCCGGGCUGUGGAACUGCAGGGGCAGAGAAAAGAUUGGCAACAUUAUGAGAAUGUGGAGAGAGUUGAGAAGCAACAGAAGAUGCAAAAUCUCAAGGCAGAACUCGACUGUAUGCAGAGGAAUUUUCAAGAAAUGUCAGAAAGCCUCUUGUGCUUUGUGGAAGACGCCACUUGUAAGCUUGAGAAGGAAAUCUCACAGGUGAUCGAACAAGUGAAGGAGCAUGCAACAGAGAUUGCAUUAAAAGAAGUUGAUAAACACAAUCUUAAGGAGACUGAAAAUAACCUUUGGUUGAAGACGGCGAUUGCUACCUAUAAUAAGGAAGUCUCAGAACUGGAGGCAGACGUGACAAACUUGCAGGAGGAGAACCUGGAGCACAUGAAGUAUCUGUCUGAGUGUCGCUAUAAUGAUUUCAAAAUGUCAAGGAACACGUUCCUGACAGAGACUGAAGACUUAUUGGAGAACCUUAGCAUUUCUGAAAGUCCAGCGGAAAUUGAGAAGAAACCGCACCAGCAGUCUAGGGAGUUGGAAGAAGAUAAAAUGGAUCGCAGCUGCAUGUCCUCCUCUAGGGUGAAUCUCCGUGAACUGCUGUAUAGCAGCCAGAGCCAAUCCAGGGAACUGCUGCACCUGGGUCCUUCAGACCAGAAUCUGCUGAGUGUGGUUGGCCAGGCCAUGCCCCUUCAUUCUUUACCAACCGAGUCUGAGGAAAUGGACAUGUUAACACACCUAAGUCAGUUGCAGGCUGAAGAUGGGACUCUCACAAGGAACAUGGUUCGCCAAAAAUUCCAGUAAUUCGACAGUUCUACUCAACGCAACUGCUACAGCAGAUUACAAUUAAAAGUGUUUUCAAACUCUAUAAAGUAUAGAUCAUACAUCUGCAGCAAUAGACAAAUCAACAAUGUUGCAUUUUUGUAUGUACUUUUGCUAUGUACACUUACACUAACUGCAAUAACUGAAGCACUUGCAACUUGUUCUGAAUUUGUAGAUUUAUUAGAAUUUGGAUGUGCAAAUAAAUGAAAAAUAUCAAUCAUAGAUAAAGACCUAGAGAUACUAUAUUUUCUUUAAUCUUUCUUCUUAAACCAGUUAAUGACAGGGAUGUCAGAUUGGCCUUGUUAAUAAUACUAGCAAACUAUUAUUAAAAGGGCAAUGUAAAAGCCCAAACAAUGUAUCUAUGAUGUAAAGAUUCUAUUAUUUCUAUUGUAAAAAAGUCAAAAAGGGUUUGGAACAGGCAAUAUCCAAACAUCAAUUGCUGAGAAAUAGAAGGAACAAUUCCCGCUUUUAAAACACUAGUUGAAGUUUUUGGGAGAUGUAGUCAGGGUGGAAAAUGUACUGAAACCCAUCAGCCCUGGUUAUUAGCUCGAACACAAACAACACCCAAACGGCCAUUGACUACUGCAGGGGCAGGUAGCAUUAGUCAUGUAUGAGAAGUGCUUGAUUAAUUUCAUUUGAGGCUUUGAGUUGUUUAAUGGAAUCCAGCACCAACAAAAUCACUUGAGUUGCUGAUUUAAAUAAAUAAAUAUUCAAAGGCAGAAUUAGUUUUAGAUAUGUGGUAUUAUUGUUUAUGUGCAAAAUAUUAACCCAUGGUUUGUUGACUUUUUUUCCCCCAUAAACAUGACAGUAAAAAAACAUGCAUACACACACCCACCCACACACUUUUUUUUAUUUGUCUCAUCAUACACCUUAAAGUAAUAUGUUCCAAUUUUAGCUUUUCAGAUAAAUAACCAGGAAAAAUGAGAUCAUAGCACUUUCACUUACCUGCUUAGACUUUAUUAGAUAUACUUUAUCAAUCCCGUGAGGGAAAUUAUUUAAUUACUUCUGGGUUUGCUUAUAGGUUUUAAUACACUAUAUGAAAAAAAGUAUUGAGACCCCUCUUAAUUUUUUAAUUCGGGUGCUUCAAUCAGGGCCAUUCUGAACAACUCUGUGGGUUCAAGUUUAGUACAGUGUUAGGACAUCACCUUUGCAAUAAGUCAAUUUGUGAAAAUGUUCCUGCUAGAUAUAUUUCACAAAUCAACUGCAAGUGGAAUUAUUGGAAAGUGGAAGAGUUUAUGAUCCUGGCCCCAAAACAGAAGACAAUGUUUUGAGAAAUUCCCCUGGCAUUAAUAUCAAACACCCACAGAAACACUCCAAAAUGUAACUUUUUUAAGAAUAGUGGACGUUGUUAAAGAUGCAAAAGGGGUACCCAACUCUAUAUUAAUGUAUUUAUAAUGUGGUGUCAUCACGUUCCUUGUUGGUGUAAUCUUAUGAUUUGUCCACUUCUAAUCUCUAACAAUUCUGAAAAUUUUAUAUGUAAAUGAAUAGCAUCCAAAACUUGUGGAAGCUGCUCUUUUUUAUUUGAAAAUCAACCAAGUUCUGCUCACAUACAUUUCAUAUAGUUAUAAACAAAAAUAGAAUCUGCAGGGACAAUGAAGCAAGUAUGCUUAAUCAAUGGAAAGAAAUCACUUCAUAUUAGGACCAUCUUUCACACGCUCCUCUAUUGGACAGGGUCUGGGUUUAUUUACACAAAGCACCGAUCAACAGUGCAUCUCUUUCCCCAAGUUCUACCGCUCCUACUGCUAAUUUACAAAGACAUUAACAACCCCACCCUGAUGAUGGCAACCUGUGACAUAUACACCCAUUUCCCUGUGCUCCUGCUUCAGUGAAGGCCACCCCCUAGUGCCAGUGGAAGAAAGAUGGCCCAAGCAUGAAGGCUACUUUACACAUUCAAGUUGGAAAGGCAGCUGUAGAAUUGUCAAUGUAAAAUAAUGACAUGCCAAGCAUAAAGCAAAACAGCUCCUCCCUUAUGCAAUUCUGCAGAAUCACAAAUGUAGUGAUACCAGUCUGAUACAUGUUCCCUGGAAAAAAAAAUACAAAUUAAAUAAAACAAAAAAAACUAGGCACAGAAUUAGCCAUGUGAAAAAUGAUGUACUCUCCUCCCAUUUCCUUUACAAAAUGCAGGGGGGGGGGUGAGUUUGUGUACUACAAAUAAUUGCAUGAGAAAAUGAAAUGGGGUUCAACGAAUACUUAGUGCUCUGUGAUUAACUUUACAGGUGGUUUGAUUUUCUUUUUCAUGUUAUACACA
This is a messenger RNA of Silurus meridionalis, 3529 nucleotides long. RefSeq names its product coiled-coil domain containing 83 (gene ccdc83). The record is from RefSeq and is a predicted model, not a curated record. Bases 133 to 1263 code for a protein of 376 amino acids. The transcript is spliced from 10 exons. NCBI's taxonomy places the organism in Eukaryota, Metazoa, Chordata, Actinopteri, Siluriformes, Siluridae.